This is a messenger RNA of Exophiala spinifera, 561 nucleotides long. RefSeq lists its product as uncharacterized. NCBI's taxonomy places the organism in Eukaryota, Fungi, Ascomycota, Eurotiomycetes, Chaetothyriales, Herpotrichiellaceae. Bases 1 to 561 code for a protein of 186 amino acids. The transcript is spliced from 2 exons. The record is from RefSeq and is a predicted model, not a curated record.
AUGGGAUCAGUUAGCGGGUGUGAUAUCGACUGCCCAGCGCUGCAUUGGUGCGUCGGUGCUGUCCUAUCGAGGAGCAGGACAACCUAUGACGAAGACAUUGAGAACGCACCGUUCUUUGGCAAGCGGAUGGUCGAGAUGUUGAACACGUUUGAUUCGACCCGGAGAAUCAUGGGAUCAGGGCAUUUACGUACAUACGAACACGUACUGUACAUCGAUCUAUAUAUAUCCAUUGGGGCAGUUCUUUUCUGCGCUUUCCAAGUCAUCGACAUCAACGUCAACGUCAGCAAAGACAGUUUCGACGGUGCCGCAACGACCGAGCCUACCAGCGAGAGCUAUGUCAACAUUGACUUCGGUCCUGAACGCUCUCACUUCUCAGGGUUUCAUCGCUUCUCUGUGAUUCGAGAUCAACCGGCUGCGGGAACAGACGGCAGUAUCCAAGACGUCGAUUUGCGCGCUGGAGGUGCUUCGAACCGCGUGAGAAUUGCCUUCUCAGCUUUGGUGUGCAAUCCAAGUCGAGACCAGCCGUCUGGGCCGAGGAUUCUCCCCGCGUUUCACGAGUAA